Messenger RNA from Umbelopsis ramanniana AG, 1078 nucleotides. RefSeq lists its product as uncharacterized. Gene Ontology annotation, cellular component: signal recognition particle, endoplasmic reticulum targeting. The transcript is spliced from 4 exons. The record is from RefSeq and is a predicted model, not a curated record. Gene Ontology annotation, biological process: SRP-dependent cotranslational protein targeting to membrane, signal sequence recognition; SRP-dependent cotranslational protein targeting to membrane. Bases 130 to 906 code for a protein of 258 amino acids. Gene Ontology annotation, molecular function: 7S RNA binding. Lineage: Eukaryota; Fungi; Mucoromycota; Umbelopsidomycetes; Umbelopsidales; Umbelopsidaceae.
CGAUCAUGAGUCAGAAUGGAAGCAAGCAACUUCAGAAAAAACUGGCGGUCACAGACGAUUUUAUAAAUUAUUGGGCGGACUGAAUCACCUGCCAUCGAUCACCCAUUCCUUACUGAUCAUCCGCCCACCAUGUCUAUGCUACAAAAGCUCAAGGAAACUACCACUGACUCCAUUUUUGUGGAAGACGAGGAUUUGGACAUGGAUGUCGAUAACAUGGACUUCCCAUUGCCUGAUGAUCUUUCAGCUAGCGGCACUGGUGGCCUAGAAGAAAUGAUGGCCAAGCUUUCAGCCGGACAAGUUCAGCGACCACCCCCAACGAGCAACACUCGUGAUAUCGCUGUUGUCAACACACCUCAAGGUGUUCAGCGUGUAGAUCCUUCGGUGUACAAAAACUGGGUUUGCGUUUAUCCUUGCUACAUCGAUGCUGACAAGUCCUUAGAACAAGGAAGAAGGAUAUCGAAAGCCAAAGCUAUCACCAAGCCUCACGCUUACCAUAUAGCAAUGGCCGUUCAACAAUUAGGAGGGAUGUCUGUUGUUUACGAGGGAAAGAAGCACCCUGCCGACUGGGCGAAUCCGGGCCGAGUGAAGGUUCAAUUGAAAAAUGGCCAAUUUUUCAGUAACCCUAACUAUACCUCUCGUAAGCAAUUGAUCCACGCUAUUGCUGAACUCAUGCCCAAGAUUCAAAAGGAGAACGAAAUUCCCAAACACAUUGUGUCGCCUAUGACUACGCUUCGAGAAAUUGAAGAGAUCGCUAAUGAACAAAGACGAGCUCAAGGAUUGCCUCCCAUUGAAACCACACCUCCACCGGCUGCUCCUACUGCUGGAGCUAUUGAAGCGCCCGAGUCUAGCUCGAGCAAACCCAAGAAAGUCAAGAAACCAAAAAUGAAGACCAUUGUUCGUCGCUAGAAAAACUGACAUGAUUUAUUGUACAUAAAGUUAACAGCGCGAAAAGUGCUCUGCCUUUUCGGAGGAAGAGGCUGACAAAAGAAACAUCAAAAAUGCUCUGCUUUUUUUCGGAGUGCGUGCCAUUCCGUUAUUUUGCUGUAUGAAACCAGGAUAGAGCAUAAAAUUUAUUAGC